AUGGCGGCUGGAGUCGGCCCGGCCUGGGCCCGGCUGCUCUGGUUCCUCGGGCUGCUGGGGCUGGUGUCCGCCGCGGCCGCCGCCUGGGACCUGGGCUUGCUGAGCUGCAGUUUCGGCGCCUUCUGCGAGUGCGACUUCCGACCCGACCUCCGGGGCCUAGAGUGUGAUUUGGCCCAGCACUUGGCCGGGCAGCAUCUGGUAAGACAACUGGUAAUGAAGGGGCUGAAGGCUUUUGUGGAGAAUCCUGAGCCAGCCAAACCCCUGGUGAUGUCCUUCCAUGGCUGGACUGGCACGGGCAAAUCCUAUGUCAGUUCCAUGCUGGUCCAGUACCUGUUCCGAGACGGGAUGGCCAGUCCCCACGUGCAUCACUUUUCUCCUGUCAUCCACUUCCCCCAUGCAGAGCAAAUAGAGCACUACAAGAGUGACCUGAAGCAGUGGAUCUUGGGGAACCUCACAACUUGUGGCCGCUCCCUCUUCCUCUUUGAUGAGGUGGACAAGAUGCACCCAGGCCUGUUAGGGGUACUCCGUCCCUUCCUGGGACCUUCCUGGGUAGUCUAUGGUACCAACUACCGAAAAGCCAUCUUCAUCUUCCUCAGCAAUGCUGGUGGGGAGCAAAUCAAUCAGCUAGCACUGGAUGCCUGGCGUGCCCGGAGAGACCGAGAGGAGCUCCAGCUUGGGGAUCUAGAACCCGCCAUCUCUAAGGCCAUCGUGGACAACCCCCAGCAUGGUUUCUGGCAGUCGGGAAUUGUAGAAGACCAACUCUUGGACUUGCUGGUCCCCUUCCUGCCCCUCCAGCGCCACCACGUCCGGCACUGCGUGAUCAACGAACUGGCCCAGCUGGGCCUGGCCCAGCAGCAGGAGGACGAGGUCUAUGCACAGCUGAGAGAGGAACAUUAAAAUGGCAGCACAGAAAAUGUUGUAAAGGACAAUGGGUACAUAAUGAGACAGAUUUUCAGUCUUGGUCAAUGUAUUGAUCCAUAUGCUGGUCUAUUUUGCUUGAUUGUACUUAUCUGUUAUAAGGAAGGACUCUAUUGAUCCGGGAGGAGACAUGGAGUAAUAUAAAGAAUUAAAAAAGUAAAAUUAAAACAUGUUAAAAGGGGGAAAAAAGAAAACAUAUGGGAUUGAGAGCUGAGAAAUCUGGAUUCUACUCAUGGCUCUGCCCAUAAUUCUGAGCAAAUCUCUUCCCUUCAUUGAGCCUAUUUCCUCUCUGAAAUGAAUGGGUUGGAUGGGAUAAUCUCUAGGGUUGCUUUCAACUCAAUGGUCCCUAAGUUUUUUGUAGCGCAGAAGCCUUUCUCAUAUAUUUCUCUCUCUUAAUCUCACACUGAUUUUGGUGGGAAGGGAAAGAGUCAAUGAGCACUGCUUCGAUUUGUGUAUUUGUUUUAUUCCCCCCAUUCAACAAAUCAACAAAUACUAAAAUUUUGCCUACCAUAUGCAAAGCAUUCUGCUAGACAUUAAAGAUAUAA
Vombatus ursinus (common wombat) is the source of this 1463-nucleotide messenger RNA. Its product is annotated as torsin-2A-like. The record is from RefSeq and is a predicted model, not a curated record. NCBI's taxonomy places the organism in Eukaryota, Metazoa, Chordata, Mammalia, Diprotodontia, Vombatidae. The transcript has 6 exons. Gene Ontology annotation, molecular function: ATP binding; ATP hydrolysis activity. Bases 1 to 897 code for a protein of 298 amino acids. Gene Ontology annotation, cellular component: endoplasmic reticulum lumen; endoplasmic reticulum; nuclear envelope.